Molecule: messenger RNA, 1965 nt
Organism: Cyphomyrmex costatus
Lineage: Eukaryota; Metazoa; Arthropoda; Insecta; Hymenoptera; Formicidae
Exons: 2
Coding region: 1-1965 (654 amino acids)
Source: RefSeq, a predicted model, not a curated record
AUGGCACAGCGUCCUGAUGGAGGAAGGAGACGUUCGCGUCGUGACAGUGCGGACUCGAUACGGGGAACACUGCCUGCGUCCAAAGAUCGUAAGACCAAACGGUCCGGCAAGCCCGUCAAAGAACGAUGGCUGCUCACCAGAAAAACAUGGCGAUAUAUGGCCGAUGCCGGCAGACGUCUCAUCCCCGAUGGUACUCACAAUCGGCCAGAAGACAUACCAAAGAUCGAGCAAUACUUUCAAGAAGUGUGCCAGAAAGAACCGCGUUUUUUGCUUUGGAGGAAGGCUUCGUAUCCUGGCAGUCUGAGCUUCCGCACCCAGCGACGUCGUAGACAGACUAAAGGUGACAGCUGUCGAACGCAGGCUAGCUCGGCUGAUGAGGCUGAUGACGCUAGAAGUUCACCGCAGAGCUUCGUUCUUUCCGCAACCACAUCUGGCACAUUUGAUCUGGCAAAGGCAAAAAAAGAGUGGUUACUGACGUCAGGCGGUAGCAACGGUGGCGAUGGUAGCAGCGAUGGCGGUGGCGGUGACGGCGAUGGCGGCAGCACGCCAUCAAGCCCGAUAUCGCGUCGCAAGACAUUUCAGGAAGACACCGAGGCCAAGGAAUUGGCUGACAUGCUACAGAAGUACCUAAACAUGCAUGGUAACACUGUGGCCAAUCCGGCAAGGAUGGCUAUCAGGUCGCAGGGUACAACCGAACAGGCAGAAGGGAAAGAACCCUUCGACUAUCGUAGCCUGAUAGAUAAGCUGCAACAGCAUCUAAAUACGAUUGUAGCUCAGGCUAAACGUGAAAAAGUUUUUCCCAGUCAAAGUACUUCUAGCAGGAAAGACGUAGUUCCGGAAUCCAUGUUGCCAUAUCAGGGCGAUUAUGUUCACAAAUCGCUAAUGGAGACGCUCAGUCGUUACUAUGGCAAAUCAUCUUCCCGGGAACAUGUUAUAUCCGAUAUUUUGACAGAUCGAAAGCUCCUCGAAAAACUUUAUUUCGAUUUGAGAUGCACUAGAGGCUUUCGGGGACCCCGAGCAACCGGUGCAUAUACCUCACCGUCGACUCGAUGGUGGGCUCACGAGAGAAAUAGAGCGCCUACCAAAGAAUCUAAUCAGUCACUUAGAAGAGACCUAAUUUCACCACCGCCUUUAAUCGCUGUACAAGAACCUAGUACCGAUCGAAGUUUUCUUGAGAAUGGCGUGCAAACCGAUCCUAUUUCUCAAAAUGUUCUUGACAUGUAUCUAUUGGAGAAGGAAAAGGAAGAAUCCUCGCAAAAGGAGCAGAUGUCGCAAAGGUCCAGCGGACGAAGGUGUAGCAGCGUUGACAAUGACGACGUAUCACCGUCCGUGAGUGACACCAUCAAAAGGUAUCUGCGAAUGGCGCGAAAGAAGUCCAUGGACGCAGACAAGAUCGACCGAUUUAAACGGGUCAAUUACGAUCGGAAUUUACGGAAUAUCAAAGCCAAGGGUGAGAUUACCAAGCCUGGCGAUGACGACGGCAAUAACAAGGGCUGCCAGACAGAAGAUAAUUGGAUGGUGCAUUAUCGCGAGAUGUCCUUUUUUAGUCCCGGAGAAAUUCCAUCCGAGAAUUUAUCGGAUGCUGACACUACGACAUCCCCGCCUGUCAGUAGAAAUGCUAGUUCCAGAAGCAGCAUCGACGCCGGCCUCGGUUCGGAAGAGGCUUCCACCCCCGUUAAACAUCCCCAUCAUCAUCAGUCCUUCCUGUCCCAUCUCUUGCAUGGUUCCAACACGCAUAAGCCGCAUUCGGCACCCGGUUCGCCGGCACUUACGUCAUCGUCCGCCAAUUCCGCAGGUGGCACAGCGAUGCAGAAGAGCAAAUCCUCGAGUAACGUGGUGCAUCACGGCAGCCGGUUGGUGGCAAAGAAAAUUUGGCGGUCCAGGAGCAAAAGCACAUCGAGGGUGUCGCAUCAGCCGUCCGUGUGGACACCUCAGAAGUCGUCUAUACAAAGCAUCUACAAGUAA